This is a messenger RNA of Hemicordylus capensis (graceful crag lizard), 2808 nucleotides long. RefSeq names its product interferon induced protein 35 (gene IFI35). NCBI's taxonomy places the organism in Eukaryota, Metazoa, Chordata, Lepidosauria, Squamata, Cordylidae. The record is from RefSeq and is a predicted model, not a curated record. The coding region runs from base 271 to 1338 and encodes 355 amino acids. The transcript has 9 exons. Gene Ontology annotation, cellular component: nucleus.
AAUCGGCUCGCGACAUCUCGCUCUCAGACCCCCUUCCGACCCUCUCCGAAUCCAAAAUCCCUGCUGACGGGCGGGGACGGGGAGCAGAGAAGCGGCUUAAUCUGAGGGCGGGUCUGAUGGGAGGAGCAGCUGUAGCAAAAGCAGCGAGGAAUCGAAAGUGGAAGUGAAUCGAUCCGCUGCUGGAAAGCCCGGCCCAGGACCAGAGGAGCCGACGGUAGGGGUGUCCAUAUACCCAGAGAGAACAUUUCUCUAAGCGAAUCUUGGGUGACGAUGACAGAACAAACCUUGUGGAACUGUCAGGAUGCCUACAAUUCUUUGCAGUUUGACCGGUUGUCAUUGGAAACAGACAAAGGGAAAAGCGAGCAGGAUGCAACCAGACUCCAAGCAGAAGCUGAGCUUCUCUUUAGAAGUCUCCAGGAAUACGAAAUGGAGGCCCAAACCCAGGAAGCAGCUUUCCAGAAAAUGAUGGAGAUGGAGAGGGAAACAAAAGGCCAGCUGCUACAAGAGAAGCAGGCACUAGAAGAUGAAUUGGAGCAUCUGGAGAAAUUACAAGUUGCCCAGGAAAAGCGUUACAAGGAGCCACCUGCUCUUCCUGAGAGGAUUAUGGUGUUCAAAGGCCAGGUGGGAGAUGGGUUGGAGGCAACAUUGCCUGAUAAACUGACUGUUGUGCCACAGAUCCGAUAUCCUGUGCCUGGAGGAUCAGCUCUCGUCACGUUUGAGGAUCCUGAAGUUGCCAAGAGAAUCAUCGCAAUGAGGAAGCAUCGGAUUCAGCUGGAUGAGUGCAGCUAUGUGAAUGUAAAAGUUGAGCCAGUGGAGUUGUUUCUGCCCUCUUCCUUAGAGAUCUCCCUGGAACAGAGUUCUCGGCGAGUCCUGGUGUCAGGACUGGAGGGCCUGUCUGUGCCGGAGGAACUGCUGCUUGACAAACUGGAGCUCUUUUUCAGUAAGCCCAAGAAUGACGGUGGCGAAGUGGAGCAUGUGGAGCUACUGAGGGACUCUGGCCAUGUGACUCUGACUUUCGUAAAGGACACAGUGGCCGAGCAGCUUGUUCAAAGAGGCCGGUUUCAGGUGCCCAUUGGGAAAGAAGCACAUGAGGUCAAGGUGUCACCCUAUGUAGGUGGGACAAUCACAGACCUACAGUUCUGUCCUUCAGUAUGUGCUCGGACUGUCCUGCUGUCAGGAAUUCCGGAUGUCAUGGAAGAGGAGUUAAUGUGUGAAGCCUUGGAGAUCCACUUCCAGAAGCCCAGCAAGGGUGGGGGAGAGGUAGAAGAUGUUGCUUACAAUCCUGCUGGGCACUGUGCAGUAGCCAUCUUUGACAAGGAGGAGGAGGAAGAGGACUGAGUUGCUCUGCUUUCCAGGGCCAGGGAAAGUUUCUUCCCCAUUCCAGUAGAAGUGAUUGCUGAAAUCUACCUAGAAAGAAACCCCAAGAGGAAUGCAAACUUGAAGUUCUGAGGAAGGGGUGGGGAGAAACUUCCCAUUCUUUGAAUUAUUAUUAGCAAUUGAAUUAUGUAAGGACAUUGAAUUAUUAGCAAGUGAAUUGUGUAAGGUGGAAAUUGGUGAGCAAAUCUCCAAGUAUAAGAAAUUGAUUCUACUUGGGACCUAAACUGGGUGCAUGUGAAGGGCAAAGGAGUGGUUUGAGUAGGAGUCAUGUUCUUGCACCUCGGGUGAUAGAGACCUUUUGUCACAACAGUCCCUCUUUUCCUUGACCUGUGAUCUUCAUUAUGUGCUCCUUUGAUGUGUGGCUUCCCCUGCCUUUCCAUCCCUUUUUGGAUGUCCUGUAGCUGGGCAUUGGAAUGAUUCCAGUUUCCUAAUAUUUGUUCAGUAGAAAGGAGACAAAUCGAAGAGAAUGACAGAAUCACAUUCAUGGGAUUUGAACACAAUUAAUUUAAUGUGAGCGAAACAGAGAACCUGAUGGCUGAUAUCCAGGCCAAUAUUGUAGCAGAAGAGCAUUUUGUAUUGUACAGGGGAGGGGGAUUUUUUGCUGAUAAUCCUUCCUUCUGCUUCCCCAAAAUAUGACCCUGGGUGUCCUACAAACAUCAGGGACAUAUUUUCAGGCGCUACAGGUGGCUGCAGAGAAGGGGAACGGUAAAAAUCCCCCUUCUCUUGAGUGACCGAAAACACACUUCCAGUAGUGUGAACAUUAAUCUGGAUGUCAGCUAAUGUGUGUGGCUCUGCAGAUACAACUAUCUCCUGAUUCCUAUGGCUUAUCAGUUUUGUAAGAUUGAUGGAUGACUCCAAGUCUUGUACCUAUGACCUUUCCUGGGUUGGCAGCAGGGUAGUUACCCUGGAGUUGGGGUUUCCUGAAACAGAUGGCUUGAAGAACCCAUGAUGUUAAUGGAUAUGGCCCUUUGAAUAUGUUCUGGCAUUCAGUACACUGGAGUAAGCAGCAGGAAAGAAAAUGUCAUGGUGGGGGUAGGUAUGUUUUGGGUCAUUUACACCUGCAUCCACGGAAUGGAGUUGCCCGUUAGGUGCUGUACACAGGCUCAAAAUAUCUGCUGCUCUACAACUAAGAGCCAAAGUGCAUGCAGAGCAUUUCAAGCAGGACUAUUGGCAACUAGGUGACCUUUAAUGAAUGUAGUCAAGCCCCUCUUGUCAUUUACUGGGCCAUGCUAAUCAGCCAUUAUUACCUCAGCAAACAGGAGUGGAGAAGGCAAAACAGCACAUGAAAGAGAGGAGGGGAGUUCCCCUUCUCCCUUCUGUAAUAUCCUAUCUUUAGAGGCAUCAUGAUAGACAAGGAGGUGGGAAGGGGCUUUGGCUGCACUUUGUGAAGGUGUUCAGCAUUACAUUGCAAAUAAAUUCACAAAAGAGGAA